This is a messenger RNA of Danaus chrysippus (African queen), 4254 nucleotides long. The record is from the annotation of a GenBank genome assembly. Lineage: Eukaryota; Metazoa; Arthropoda; Insecta; Lepidoptera; Nymphalidae.
AUGAAGGUAAAGAAAUUAUAUAAGGAAGCUCAGUUCCACGGAGCGAGACAACUCGCUGACAGGAAAUUUAGGAAUUACCCGAGCGAGCUGAACGCUACUUAUAUAAGAAGAGUGAUCAAUCAGUUAGCAGCAUUUUCUUCUGCAGACGUACCGUUCAACAUUAACGACCUGGAAAAUAUAGAAUAUUUGUUAGAUUACAAUAAUAUUGAAAUAGAGGAAGCAACAGAAAUUCUCACGGCAACGUGUGAAGAAAUUCUUCUUAAAGAAAUGUCUGGGUCCAUUCAACCUAAUGAACCAUAUACAGACAAUUUAUCCUAUGAUUUCGUAAACUCACUUAUGUUUGCUGUGGAACAAAGAAACAACUCUGGCAACCUGGACCUCGACUAUAAAUGGCUGAAUUUACAAACCGGUCAUCACUACGUGGAUAUCAAUGAGAAUGGAACAGCUGUAACUCCUGGUGUCGAGUGGACCAUCAAGUAUACGACGAAGACCGUCAAAGUUGCUUCGGAAGCUAUAAAUAUCAAUUACGAUCUACGAGGAUGCCGAUUAGCUUCGGAACCACUGAAAUAUUUCCCCAUAUACCAUAAGACCCAUUGCUUAUUGGAAUGUGAAAUCGAGAGAACAAUGUCUCGCUGUCAUUGUUUGAAACUGUCACACCCGAAAUUACAUGGAAUGCCGCUGUGCCGUGCUCGACAACUGACUUGUUCCAGGGAGGCAACCGGUCUACUGUUGAUCUUAGCAUCGAUAUGUUAUUUGGAUGCGAAAAGAAUAAAGAAAAGGUCAUGCAUCUGUCCAGAAUUAUACAGUCCUGUAUGUGGUACUGAUGGAAAUACUUAUACGAAUGAGUGUUUUUUUAACUGCACCAAAAAUAUACACAAAAAACCUGGAUCUGACAUAUAUAUAGCCUAUGAAGGAAAAUGUAGUGACUCGUGUAUGUGUAAAGAUGACUACUCUCCGGUAUGUGGCAGCGACGGCAAAACGUAUCCUAACAGCUGUUACCUUAAUUUUAAAAGUAAAGAAAUAGAAAAUGUCAGUAAAAAUAACGGAGAUGAUUCUAAUGAAAAUAAAUUAACAGAAGCAUAUAAAGGUGAAUGUUCCGACGAAUGUAUUUGCACAGAUGAAUAUGCACCAAUUUGCGCUAACAACAAUAAAACUUAUUCGAAUUCCUGCCAACUGAAGUGUGAGAAUAAAAAAAGAAAAAAUAAUAAUUUACCGCCUCUUAUAGUUAAAAGUGAGGGUCAAUGUCCCAAACCAUGUAUCUGCCAAGGAAUGUAUGAACCGAUAUGCGGGGACGACGGAAAAACUUAUGCAAAUAUUUGUAGUUUAGGAUGUAUUAAUAAAGAGAGACGAAACAAUAAUCUUCCACCAAUAAGUAAAAGGAGUGAUGGGAAAUGUCCCAACAUAUGUAAAUGUCCAAAAAUAUAUAAACCUGUAUGCGGAGAUGAUGGAAAAACAUAUCCAAGUAGUUGCAAUUUAAAAUGUGUAAACAAAGAUAGAGAAGGAAACAAGCUGUCACCCAUUAAAGAAGUAAGUAAGGGUGAGUGUCCAAAAGUAUGUGUAUGCCCCUUAAUCUAUUUACCUGUGUGCGGUUCUGACGGAGUAACUUAUUCCAACGAAUGUUUACUUAAAUGUGCAAGUAAUGACAACGAAAAGAAAAACUUACCACCUAUAACUGUUGCAAAUGAAACGUCAUGUCCAGAGUCAUGUCUCUGUCCAUUAAUCUAUGAGCCAAUAUGCGGUGAUGAUGGUAAUACAUAUUCCAGUAAUUGUGAAUUGAGAUGUAAGAAUAAAGAAAAAGAAAAGAGCAAUCUGCCCCCUGUUAAAGAAGUAAGUAAGGGUGAAUGUCCGGAAACAUGUGUAUGCCCUUUGAUUUAUUUACCUGUGUGCGGUUCUGAUGGAGUAACUUAUUCCAACGAAUGUUUACUUAAAUGUGCAAGUAAUGACAACGAAAAGAAAAACUUACCACCUAUAACUGUUGCAAAUGAAACGUCAUGCCCAGAGUCAUGUCUCUGUCCAUUAAUCUAUGAGCCAAUAUGCGGUGAUGAUGGUAAUACAUAUUCCAGUAGUUGUGAAUUAAGAUGUAAGAAUAAAGAAAGAGAAGCAAAUAAAGAAUUAUCAAUUAAAAAAGUCAGUGAUGGGGAAUGUGAGCCCAUUUGUAUAUGUCCUGCAAUUUACAAGCCAGUAUGUGGUGAUGACGGUAACACAUAUUCUAGUAGUUGUGAUCUUGCAUGUCUUAAUAAGAAAAGGGAAAGAAACAAUCAACUUCCAAUUAAAGAAGUUAGUGAAGGAGAGUGCAAUCCGUCCUGCGUGUGUCCCGCAAUUUACAAACCACUUUGUGGUGAUGACGGUCAAACAUAUUCUAGCAGUUGUAAUCUAGGAUGUAUAAAUAAGAUCAGAGAAAAAAAUAAUCAAAGUCCAAUUAAAAAAAUCAGUGAUGGGGAAUGUGAACCCGUUUGUAUAUGUCCUGCAAUUUACAAGCCAGUUUGUGGUGAUGACGGUAACACAUAUUCUAGUAGUUGUGAUCUUGAAUGUCUUAAUAAGAAAAGGGAAAGAAACAAUCAAAUUUUAAUAACAAAAAUUAGUGAAGGAGAAUGCGAGGCUUCGUGUGUAUGUCCUGCUCUUUACGAUCCCGUGUGUGGUGAUGAUGGAAAAACAUAUUCAAGUAGUUGCAGUUUAAGCUGUACUAACAAAAAAAGAAAACGAUUAAACCAGAAUAUCAUUAAUGAAGUUAGUAAAGGAGAAUGUCCAAUACCAUGUAUAUGUCCAAGAAUUUAUAGUCCUGUAUGUGGUGAUAAUGGUGAAACAUAUUCUAAUAACUGUGAAUUAGAAUGUGAAAACAAAAAACGCCAAACUAAACAAGAAUCACCAAUAGCUGUGGUGAGUAAGGGAAAAUGUCCGGAACCUUGCAUUUGCCCAAAAAUAUUCGAACCUGUAUGUGGUGAUGACGGAAUAACUUAUUCAAGUAGUUGUGAUUUAGAUUGUGUUAAUAGAGAAAAAGAAAGAAAUAAUGAACCAACCAUCCUCGAAGCUUCCAAAGGUGAAUGUCCAGAUUCAUGUAUCUGUCCGUUAAUAAUUUCAGAGCCAGUUUGUGGAAGCGACUUCCAAACAUAUUCUAGUGAAUGUGAAUUAGACUGUGAAAAUAAAAAAAGGAUAGCAAAAGAUGAAUCACCCCUGUCUGUUAUUAGCAAGGGUGAAUGUCCAAAGGAAUGUGCAUGUCCUUUAAUCGAUCUUCCUGUGUGCGGUUCGGAUGACGUCACAUACUCUAAUGAAUGCUCACUUAACUGUACAAGCGCAGAGAAUGUAAGAAAACGUUUACCUCCUAUUACGGUGAAAAGCCAAGGAGAAUGUGAAGAGUCAUGCAUAUGUUUGACAAUUUAUGAUCCCGUAUGUGGUUCAGAUGGUCUAACUUACUCCAAUGAGUGUCAACUAGAAUGUGAAAAUAAAAAGCGUAUCAAAAACUCCCUAGAUAAAAUAGAUGUUGUAAAAAAAGGAGAAUGUAACGGAUCCUGCAUCUGUCCUGCAGUUGUGGAUCCAGUAUGUGGCAGUGAUGGACAAAGUUAUCCCAAUGAAUGUCAAUUAGUAUGUGAGAGCGAUGAUUUGGUACGACAGGGACUAUCAGCUUUAGAAGUUAUCGAAAGAGAUCUUUGUGAAGAGUCAUGCGAAUGUUAUAACUCAAUUAUACCAGUUUGCGGAUCAAAUAACAAAUCUUAUAGAAAUGCUUGCUAUUUAGAUUGUGCUAACAGAAACAGACGAGGCAAUGAAACAUCAAUAACGAUUAAAUAUAGUGGUGCAUGCAGAAGUUGUACUUGCACUCGAGAACUUAACCAAGUGUGUGGUAGUGAUGGGAACACGUAUAACAAUCCUUGUCUUUUAAAUUGUGAAAGUGAAAGACUAAAAGGAAUAGGAAAAUCACCUCUGUUUAUUAUACACUAUGGCGAGUGUCAGGGAUGUGGAUGUUCAAAUGAAUACGAACCUGUUUGUGGAACAGAUAACAAUACUUACACAAACUUAUGUCAGUUACAGUGUGAAAGUAACAUUAGACAACGUGAAAAUGAGAAUGAGAUAGCUCUCCUCAGCCAAGGAAAAUGCCCAAAGAAUGAUUAUGAUUGUGAAAAUUGCCCUCUAACCUACCAACCAGUUUGUGGUACAGACCUUGUAAGCUAUUGGAACGACUGCUGGUUUAAAUGUAGUAAUAAAUGCAAAGUGAGUCGUGGAGAAAAACCUAUUGAGUUGGCUAAAACUGGAUGCUGCUAG